UAAAAGGUGCAAGCAAUUCUUGUAGUCAAGCGGUUCUAUUCCGUUAAUCUACUAUCUGCCUACUAUCUAGAGUAGGGUCAAAACCUUCAGCUCGAAGAAUAAAUCAUGCGAAUUUUGCUUAUUAUUUGCGUCUUGGUGGCAAGUUGGCAGCUAGUCGCCAGCAAGCCCGCAGGUCCAGAAUUGAACUUGACUGCAAAUUAUGCUUAUGCUUACGCUCUAGACAUUGACAAACCAGUCUCUUAUGAUGGUUUCAAUUGCAUCAAGCAGUAUCGCUAUAGUGCUGUAUUUAUCAGGGGCUAUGAUCCUGCUGGGCAAGGUAGAUUCGAUGUCAACGCUGUUAACAACAUUCACUGUGCUAGCCAAGUCGGACUUGGAACUGAAGUAUUUAUGACUCCACAAAAAAAUUCAAUCAAAAGAGGUGCAGACCAGUUUAUGGAAAUAUACACCGGCUUACUACACGGUAACAUCCAAAUGAAAACUCUCUGGGUGCAGGUGACCUCUCCGAUCCACUGGGACCAAAAUAUCGAAAGUAACAUUGCUUUCCUCAAUGAAAUUAUAAUCACCGCCAACAAAUAUGGUGUCAUUGUCGGCUUCUAUACAAAUGCCUACGAUUGGAGCCAAAUCACCAGCAAUGCAAAUUUAGAAGGAGCUAUGCUAUGGUACUGGAAUGUCUAUGGCGGAGGCGUCAGUGGGGAAACUCCAGCCAACUUUGACGAUUUCCAUCCAUUUGCUAGAUUCUUGCAACCUGUUGCCAAACAAUUUGGACAACAGGAAAAUGUCUGCGGAAUCAUAGUCAACAGGGACGUAUACUCGCUGAAUGGCUUGAAAUACUCAGCUGUCCCUGUAUCAGAGAAAGCCAAUGAUCGAGUUGUAGUCGGCACUCUUUUGGAAGGAUCUCACAUUAGGAAUGGUCUUCUAAAAAGCAACUAGAUGAUAACAAAUGUCUCAUUCUUCGAUGUACAUUCACUCAUCUUUGAAUAAAACUAGGAAAUUUUAUAUGAAGAGUCAACCUUUUUCAACAGGGUG
This is a messenger RNA of Cylicocyclus nassatus, 1026 nucleotides long. NCBI's taxonomy places the organism in Eukaryota, Metazoa, Nematoda, Chromadorea, Rhabditida, Strongylidae. The record is from the annotation of a GenBank genome assembly.